AUGGCAAUCAUUGCGAACUUUGGCCUAAAAAAAUGACACACACAAGUUUCAAGUUUCAGAUGUUACAUUAACACUAAGGGUGGAUUUCACAAUUUAACAAACCAUUAUUCUGCACCAAUAGAGUAAGAGUACCAAACAGUCCGUUAAAUAUACCCAAUCAGCCUCAAGAUCUCUCCGUCAAAUUUUUGGCAGCAAAUAGCAUCAAAGUAUUCAAAACAAAACACUGUAAAAUAUGAAGUGACAGCUUGCCAUUGAAAUCUUUUCAGUUUAUUAAAUAUUAUGAAAUUAUGUAAAACUGAGCCAAAAUUUUUAAAAAUGCUUGAUGCCUGAGUAAAGUCUAUUUUUUCAGAUUAGCCUAAGAUUUACUGUUUACUGCAACUUUUGUAAUCCAUAUGUGAUUAUAUCACCUACUGUGUGCUUAUAGUUUAUCCUAUAUUUGCAAACUUGCACUUCUAAACCCUUACAUGAAAAAGCCUUUUCACUCUAUUUUUUCUUAGGCGUUGCAUUUCAACACAUUCAUACACUUCUUUCCAGUUCCUCAACGAUAUUUUAACCCCACUGGUCCGAAACUGUUCAACAGUUUCAACAUUCAUACAUACAAUUGCAGUUGCAGUUCUUUGUUUUAAUUUCAGUGUAUAAUCAGUCGCACCAUCGGUGAUGGUACAUUCAACAUAACGACGUAUUUAGGGGUUCGUGCAGAUUUAACGUGUACACGACGUCAUCAUUAGGCGCUCCUCUGGCGAUGCCCGAUUGCGUUCAGGUGCCUUCUGCAGGUAAAACUUCACCACGGUCAGGAGUUGAUACCAGCGCGGCUCUCGUUUUUUUUGCUCUAGGCAUGGCCAUCAUCAAUUAAUCGCACAUAAAACAAGUCCAAGGCAGAAAAACACAUCCGAAGACGAACACCAAAACAAAUCUCUACCGCAAAUUCAUCAAGAACUCAAACAAAAACAACAUAUGAUUCACCGCCUGGCUUUGACCAAUAGUAUAGAAAGGGCUAUCCAAGGGUUUAACUAA
Molecule: messenger RNA, 1014 nt
Organism: Acanthoscelides obtectus
Lineage: Eukaryota; Metazoa; Arthropoda; Insecta; Coleoptera; Chrysomelidae
Source: the annotation of a GenBank genome assembly